GUUGAGCUUCUGACGAGUAACUUCACAAAAGCGAGUAAACAUAAACAUCUUCAAGCAUUCAAGCAGUUUCAUAAAGCAACGCAUGAUGAACGACGUAACCUCCUUCGAAAAGGAAUUCUUAAAUGCGCACAAUGAGUUUCGAGCUAUGCAUGGAACCCCAAGUUUAACACUAAACAGAAGCAUGUGCACUUAUGCCAAAGAAUGGGCAGAGCAUUUGUGUAAAAGGAACAUACUAGAACACCGUAGUGCAAAUAAAUAUGGCGAAAAUCUGUACCUCACCACUGCCGUAAAUCUAAAUGCCAAAUGCGCAGUCACUACCUGGUAUAACGAAUUUGUAAAUUACAAAAGCUCUAAACCAGGUUUCGCUAUGAACACUGGACAUUUCACGCAGGUUGUUUGGAAAAGUUCUAGAGAACUUGGAGUAGGCAUCGCAACAGACGGCCGUAGAACAUGGGUUGUAGCAAAUUAUAAUCCACCUGGUAACGUUUUUGGACAAUAUGCACAAAAUGUAGCAGCAAAACGGUACUACAAUAUGGCAAGUAACUUCAACAAGGAGGUUUUAGAUGCACAUAAUAAAUUGCGUGCAGACCAUGGAUGUCCACCUUUGAAGAUAACUGCUGAGCUCAACAAAUUUGCAGAGGAGUGGGCCAAUAAUCUUGCCAGUAAGAAUAAAUUAGAACAUCGAGACAACAACGCAUAUGGAGAAAAUAUAUAUUAUGCCGAAGGUAUGGAUAUAAAAGGAGACCAUCCCGUCAAAAUGUGGUAUAAAGAAAUUGAAAAAUAUAACUUCAGUGAUCCAAAGUUUUCACCACAAACUGGUCACUUUACGCAACUUAUUUGGAAAGAUACUAAAGAAGUAGGCGUCGGCAUAGCCAAAAGAGACAAUAAAACUUAUGUCGUUUGUAAUUAUGCUCCACCAGGCAAUGUCAUGACCCAGUUUGCAAAAAAUGUUCCCAAGAAGGUUCAUAAAAAGAAGUAACAAUACGACAACACUUUAGAAGUCUUUAAUCCGAAACUCUUGAAAAAACUGGUAAUUCUUUAAUAACAGAAUAAAGGACAAUUGAUUUAAAAUGUUAAUUUCAAUUUUACAUAAAU
Teleopsis dalmanni is the source of this 1095-nucleotide messenger RNA. Its product is annotated as glioma pathogenesis-related protein 1-like. Gene Ontology annotation, cellular component: extracellular region. The record is from RefSeq and is a predicted model, not a curated record. The transcript has 8 exons. Bases 83 to 979 code for a protein of 298 amino acids. Lineage: Eukaryota; Metazoa; Arthropoda; Insecta; Diptera; Diopsidae.